UUGCGGACGUUUCCUCUUCGCCGGUCGCAGCAUGCAGAGCGCCGUGUGUGUGUGGAUUACUCUCCUGCUGGGCUGCAGCAGUGUUUGGGGAAGGAAGGCGGACUCAGCCUCGGCGCUUGGCGGCAUUUUCCGCACCAGGUGCGCCGCCAGGUGCCUGAGCCUCCACAGCACGCGCAUCGCUCUCACAGCCAGCCACUUCCAGAGUAAUGGAUCCCUAGGCUGGUGCCAAGGCCAUAAGCAAUGUGCAAAGUGCCUGGAGCCAUGCAAGGAAUCCUGGGAACUAAAGGAUGGACCUUGUCGGGAGCUGUGCGAGCACGCGUUUCCGAAGCGUCAUGGUGAGUGUGUGACAAGCUGUGAGUUUCUGCGCUCGGUCAUGGUGGUGAAGCAGGGUGAAUGUCCAGCUCCAGAGCGGGCCACUGGCUUUGCCGCCGCCUGCGUGGAGGGCUGUGAGGAGGAUGGAGAAUGCUCUGCCCACAAAAAGUGCUGCCCCAAUGGCUGUGGACACACCUGCCAGCCGCCUAGGAACCUGUACAGAGGCGCUCCUCUGAAGCCCAGGAAGGAGCUGGUGUUUGAGGAGCUGCCCUCAGGCGUGCUGGAGGUGCGCUGGUCCUCCAAGUUCAACGUGUCGGCCGAGCCCGUUCUGAACGUGCUGCAGAGAAGGUGGAACUACGGCAUCCACCCCAGCGAGGAUGGAGCUACUGAAUGGCAAGUGGUGGCACAGACGUCUGAGGAGCGCGUGUGGCUGUCUGAUAUUCGACCCGGCCGCUGGUAUCAGUUCAGGGUGGCUGCGGUUAACGUGCACGGCACCAGAGGAUACACCAUGCCCAGCAGACACUUCAGAUCAUCCAAAGAUCCAUCCCCGCCUCCGGCCCCCUCUGACAUGCGGGUCAGUCACAUGUCCUUUGGUCCAGACCGGUCCGUGUCUGUUCAUGUAAACUGGGAAGCUCCAGCAGACUUGGACAUCCCAGUACAUCAUUACAAACUGUCCUGGAGCUGGACAGUCAGCGGUGGAGAACUGGCCACUCCUCCAAAACUCAAGAGGAGGAAGACCGUCAAUGGGGACUCUAGUUCAGCCGAACUGGAGGGUUUGAGGGAGAAUAGAAGCUACACACUCGAGCUGCAGGCCGUAUCCUACUGGGGCCAACUCCCUCUGAAAAGCUCCAAGGCCAUCCUGCGCUUCUCAACACAACGGACAGAGACGCAGCCCACGGUGAGUUCUGUGCCUCAGAAAUCUCAGUCAGACAUUCUGGACGUGGGCACACCAUUCUACCAAGACGGACAGCUCCAGGUUCGCGUUUACUGGAAGAAACGAGACCCAAAUGUGAGCCGUUACCGUGUGCACUGGUUCCCUGAGUUCUGCUCGCAUAAUGGAAGCAGAAUCCAGGAGAAGCUCAUCACUCAGGAGAAUUAUGCAAGCCUGCCUGGUCUACAGUUCUCCUGCAAGUAUAAAGUCUUCAUCCAUCCAGCGGGGUCCAAAGGCCGAGUGCAGGCAGAAAGCACUACCUUCUACACCCCAUCCUGUGCUUCCAUCCAGGGAAAAAGCGCCAAACCUAUCCUCUGCCCUGGAGAACCAGCUGCUCCGCCAAAAGUCCUGGCCAGGGCAGAGAACCUUACUGCAGCCUUCUCCGUCCACAAGGGCAACGUGACUGGCUUGUUCUCGUGGGUGGUGGCCGUGCCUCGAUCACCUCAGCAGGUCACAGGCUACCAGGUCACCUGGGCAGAGGUCACCGCCGAGAGCCGCAAAAACAACCUUGCAAACAGCCUCAUCUCUCAGUCCCAAAUCCUACCUCCAGAGCGAAAUAUUCUUGUAGUCUCUGGCUUGCAAAUGGCGUCUCUCUACAGGCUGGAGGUGGGGGUGAUGACCACUGGAGGACAGGGUCCAACCACUUCCAGAACCUUCCAGACUCCAGGUCAUGCCAGGCCAGUCCUGCAGUAUAGACCUAAGGUGAAGAAGCACCACUUGAGGUCAGUCGCAGAAGAGCACUGAAACUGAAGUGAACCAUCUAGAACCCUAACCCCAGCUCCUCAGGAACCCGAAGAACCGAAAGAACCAAAGAACAUUCAGGAGAGAAGCUCAUAGCAGAAGCUUUUGAGCAGGUCAGAACCCUUCAAAAAUCUGACUCUGGAAGUGUUGAGAAGGAGAUUUGGAAAGACAUUCCCAACAAAGGAUAUCCAUCAUUGAGAGAGUCAGGCAAGGAGGAAAAUAGGAACAGAAAAAGUGUAAAAUAAUGAAGAUAAAAUGGAUACAAAAAAUAACCUGAGUGAGUUACUUUGUUGUUGGAAAAAAAAACUGCAGUGCUGUUCAAA
Molecule: messenger RNA, 2307 nt
Organism: Colossoma macropomum (tambaqui)
Lineage: Eukaryota; Metazoa; Chordata; Actinopteri; Characiformes; Serrasalmidae
Gene: anos1a
Product: anosmin 1a
Exons: 14
Coding region: 32-1987 (651 amino acids)
Biological process (GO): neuron differentiation
Cellular component (GO): extracellular region; cell surface
Molecular function (GO): protein binding; peptidase inhibitor activity
Source: RefSeq, a predicted model, not a curated record